Molecule: messenger RNA, 1229 nt
Organism: Xiphias gladius (swordfish)
Lineage: Eukaryota; Metazoa; Chordata; Actinopteri; Istiophoriformes; Xiphiidae
Gene: senp8
Product: SUMO peptidase family member, NEDD8 specific
Exons: 4
Coding region: 364-1029 (221 amino acids)
Biological process (GO): proteolysis
Molecular function (GO): cysteine-type peptidase activity; deNEDDylase activity
Source: RefSeq, a predicted model, not a curated record
GGUCUUAAACCUGUAGCGGUUUACGUUAGUCAUUGCAAUGAGGGACAAGACUGCAGUUUUCGUUGUAGUUUUUAUUUGAAUGUGUCUUUUACAGGUGUCUUUUGAGUCGGCUUCUCACAGUCCAGCUUUACUGCAGCUCCAUCCCUGUACUGGUGUUUAGAGAAUCAUUCAGUGAAGAUGAGGAGUUGUUUCUUCGUCGUCAUGCUUGAUUUGCUUUGUGACGUACUGCAGUAAAACCCUGUAAGGAAGUGUUGGAAAGAUAUCGGAGAACGGAAGCUAACAGCUGAUUGAUGUAUUUGACGUGAAGUUGCGUCUUGUGGUUAGUGGGAUGGAAACUGAAACUCUCUCUGACUGUGUUGGAGGAUGGACCCUGUGGUGUUGAGCUACCAGGACAGCCUGUUGCGGCGCUCUGAUGUGUCCUUACUGGAAGGACCUUACUGGCUCAACGACCAAGUCAUUGGUUUUGCCUUCGAGUACUUUGCUGCUGAGCGCUUCAGGGUCCUGGGGGCGACCAUCAUCUUCAUCAGCCCAGAGGUCACCCAGUUCAUCAAGUGUGCUUCUUGCCCUGAGGAGUUAGCUCUAUUUCUGGAGCCGCUGGAUCUUGCUUCUCGUCGUUGGGUCUUCCUAGCUGUUAACGACAACUCCAACCAGACCGCUGGGGGAUCCCACUGGAGCCUUUUGGUCUACCAUCACAACUCCAACCACUUUGCCCACUAUGACUCUCAAAACGGCAGCAAUUCACUGCACGCGCGGCGCAUCGCCAGCAAGUUAGAGUCUUUCUUAGGUGCAGGGAGAAAAGCGCUGUUUGUGGAGGAGCCUUGCCCUUCGCAGCAGAACAGCUAUGACUGUGGCAUGUAUGUUAUCUGUAUCGCUGAGGCCUUGUGUGAGAAGGCCAGGGUGGAGGGCUCACCACGCCUUCCCGUGCAAAUCAUCACCCCAACCUACAUCACCCAAAAGAGGGUUGAAUGGUGCAGACUGAUCCAGAGUCUAGCUCAGGAUGACCUCUGCUGCUCUCUGUCUUUCCCUUAGCACAUUGAUUGCCCCUCAGUAUAUGCAGAACAGCUGUCAGCCCCCACAUAUCUACUGCUGGAGCAUCUGAAUGCACUCCUUGAAUACAGUAUUUAACUAUAUAUGAAGUAUAUUUCUAUUACAGUCUCUAUCAUACUCUAUAACAGAAAAAAAAGUUUAAAAAAUAAAGCAAUGUUACAAAUCUUUAAUGAUUCAUUGAA